This is a messenger RNA of Daldinia loculata, 1242 nucleotides long. Its product is annotated as DUF1295-domain-containing protein. The transcript is spliced from 3 exons. Lineage: Eukaryota; Fungi; Ascomycota; Sordariomycetes; Xylariales; Hypoxylaceae. Gene Ontology annotation, cellular component: membrane. The coding region runs from base 182 to 1144 and encodes 320 amino acids. The record is from RefSeq and is a predicted model, not a curated record.
CUAUCUACUAUCCCCCUGGAAUCGAAGUGUUUCAUAUUAGUCUUCUGCGUUUGAUACUCAACCAUACCUAAUUUUCCAUCAACCUUAACCCACUAAUACUAUGAAAAUAGAAAUAACAGCUUAGUAUAAUUUCUACCAUUCAUUAUAGAUUUAUCAUUAUAGAUUUAGGGAACACGAAAGGAUGGCGGGUCCUGUACACGUCCUCGACGACUACUACCUCUCCAUCACGCUCCUCGUCACCGUCGCGUAUCAGCUGUUCUUCUUCGCGUUAGCAUACAGCUCCAAGUUUGAUAAACUUACAGACUUCGCCGGAGGUACCAACUUCGUGGUCCUAGCCGUGCUCACGUUAGCCCUGAGCCGCAAUCCCGAUGCACGACAGAUCGUGGCCUCGGUAUUUAUCAUGGUGUGGGGAUUGCGGCUCUCGCUCUUCUUGCUGUACCGCGUACUACGGACGGGCAAAGAUGAUCGCUUCGAUGGCACGCGCGAUCGGUUCUUUCCGUUCCUUGGCUUUUGGGUCUUCCAGAUGCUUUGGGUGUGGGCCGUCUCGCUGCCCGUCACUAUCCUAAACUCCCCCGCCGUCCGCAGCUACCAGCCGCAGGUUUCCUUCGGCACGGGUCGGGAUAUAGCAGGCACGGUUUUAUUUUGCAUCGGCUUCGCUAUGGAGAGCGUAAGCGAUGUGCAGAAGUUUGUGUUUCGGUCAAGGGAUGAUCGGGGCGCAAUUUGCGACUCGGGAUUCUUCUACUGGAGUCGUCAUCCGAAUUACUUUGGGGAAAUCAUUAUUCAGUUCUCUAUAUAUAUGAUAUGCGUCUCGCCCGCUGCCGAUGGCCCCGUCGCCGGACAAGCAUUCAAUGCGCUUUACGCCACAAUCUUGGGUCCCUUCUUCCUCACCAUCCUGCUCAUGUUCGUCUCGGGGCUGCCGCUGUCCGAGCGCCCGGCCGCUAAGAAGCGGUACGAGAAGGGUUUGAAUUGGGAAGGCUAUCGGCGGUAUUUAAACCGUACUAGCAUCCUUAUCCCGUUUCCGCCACAGAUCUAUGAACGGCUCCCUACUAUCGUAAAGAGGACGGUGUUCCUUGAGUUUCCUAUGUACGUAUUCGAUCCGGCCAAACACUCGGAGAUCACCGAAAAUAGGCAAAUCAGCGGAUGAAGAGUGGUAUGAGAACCCCCUCCUGACCUCCGCCGGAUUGAAUAGCCCUUAAAAGAUAGAACUUGAGUGAAACGAGGGUAUCUUUUACAUGGAUAACU